UCCCGGCCCGGGCCUUUCCCCCGCUCUGCCCGGGACGAGCCCUUCCCUCCACCGGCCGUGCCCGGCCUGGGGCUGACGCAGGACCUGCCCAGCUCCAUCAAUAUUUGCUCUGGGGCCAGCAGGGAAGGCUCGCAGCGCUCCCGCAGCCUCACACGUCCCCGCAGACGGUGCCGGAGCCCCGCGCAGCAUGAGGGACCGGCUGGCGGAGCUGCAGCAGCGAGUGGCGGCCGAGGGGGACCCGCACGACGACUCCCUGAGCUUCGACAACCCCGCGUUCGUCGGGGACGACACCAGCCCCGUGGGCCGGGCGCUGCGGGAGGCGGCCGAGCUGUGGCGGGCGCUGGAGCGGCUGGAGCAGCUCUCGGAGAGCAUCGACAGGACGCAGCAGUCGGUGCUGUGCUGCACCUCGGAGGAGAGCAUCGCCCGCGAGAAGAGCGGCCUCGGAGCGGCCCGCGCCGCCUUCGCCCGCCAGGCCGCGGCCCUGCAGCCCCGGCUGGGAGCGCCGCCGGCGGCCCCGGUGGGGGGCUCGGGGCGAGCGGGGCCCCGCGUCCGCCAGACCCAGCUGUGGCUGCUGCUGCGCCGCUACGGUGCCGUCCUCGCCCGCCACUACGCCCGGGAGAGCCGCUACCGGCACCGGCUGAAGGAGCAGAUCCAGAGGCAGGCGGAGCUGGCAGGCAUCAACCUGGGUGCCCAGGACGUGGAUCUGCUGGCCGAGAGCCCGCAGGGGCCUCGCAUCGUCGGCCGCGACCUGGAGGAGCUCAGGGCCAAGCAUCACCUGGGCCUGGCCCAGGCGCGGCAGCGGCAGCUGAUGGAGCUGGAGGCGCAGCUGCUGGAGCUGCGGGGGCUGUUCGUGCAGCUGGAGGGGCUGCUGGCCCAGCAGCACGGCGCUGCCGACAGCGUGGAGCAGCACGUCCUGCGCACCCUGGACUACGCGGCCCAGACGGGCGGCGGGGUGAAGAGAGCCGCCAAAUACCAGCGGCCGUCGCGGCGCUCGGCCCUGCUCAGGGCGGCCCUCGGGCUCUGCUCCUGCUGCCCCUGCCUGCCCUGCCCCGGCCGGGGCCUGCGCUGAGCCGGGGCUGCGGGGGCAUCGCAGCAGCGCUCCGGGAUUCACCCCGUGCCGGGCGAGAGACGGUGUCUGGUGGGAGGGAGAAUGGCCUGUGCUCCUGGAACAGCGGGGCAGGGGACGUGGACACUUUGUAUGAUGGUGCAAGGACCGUGUGUACCUUGUAAAAUGGUGUAAGGGCCAUGCACGCCUUCCUUGAUGGCACAGAGGCCAUGCACGACUUGCUCAGGGAUGCAGGGUCCAUGCACACCUCACAUGGCAGCAUGGGGGUCACACACACCACUCCUGAUGGCACAGGGACCAGGCACACCAUACCUGAUGGCACAGAGACUGUGCCCACCAUUCUUGAUGGCACAGAGACCAUCCAGACCAUUCCUGAUGGCAAAGGGACCAUGCACACCACUCCCAAUGGCACAGGGAUCAUGCACACCACUCCCAAUGGCACAGAGACUGUGCACACCAUUCCUGAUGGCACAGGGACUAUGCACACCUUGGAUGGCAGCAUAGGGACUGGUUGCACCUUGCACAGAGGUAGAAUAACCAUUCACACCUCACCUGGAAGCACGAGGACCAGGAACCUCUUGCAUGGUGGCACAAGGACUGCCAGCACCUUUCCUGAUGGCACAGGGACCUUGCACACCUUGUGUGGAGCACGGGGACCAGGCACACCUUGUGCAUUUCUGUAAGGGCAAUGCACACCUUAUAGAUCACGCACACCUUGCUCAAUGGCACAGGGACCUUGCACACCUUAAUGGCUUUAUGGGGACCAUGCACCUCCAUUGCAGCACCCAGCCAAGAAAAGCACUUUUAACACUCCAAAACCAGACUUCAGAACUGUCACAUUUCUUGGUUUUUUUACUGUUUCAAGGAGAGAGGACAAAAAACUUGUUGGAAGUGUUUGGCAGGUCUGUGGUUCCAUGUGAGGGGACCCAAUGGCUUGGUGCCACCAAGGAGCAGCAUGAAGGCUCCUCCACCACACCCCAAUCCUGAUUCUCCCCACUUCCUCCAAUUUCUACUACCUGGGGGUUAUUUGGUGCAUUCAUGUGGCCUUUUGGUCAUUGCUGGUUUGUCAGGCAGUGGGUCAGCUUUGGGCUGGGUGUUCCUCAUGGCUCAUCCCAUGCUCUGACACCAGGAGAGGAUUUGCACAAUUGUUCUGGGAAUCUGCAGGCUUUUACUUCAACCUGCACAAACCAGCCAACAUCCCACACAUGCUGGAAAUGCUGGAAACUUAGAGUGGCCCUUUUUUCUGGUCCCUGUAUCACCACCUGAGUUUCCUAAAACCUCUCAAAUUAAAGCCUUGGGCCUGAUUAAGUUUUUUGGGAGCCUUUGUAGAAGGUCC
Zonotrichia leucophrys gambelii is the source of this 2402-nucleotide messenger RNA. Its product is annotated as syntaxin-1B-like. The record is from RefSeq and is a predicted model, not a curated record. Lineage: Eukaryota; Metazoa; Chordata; Aves; Passeriformes; Passerellidae. Gene Ontology annotation, molecular function: SNARE binding; SNAP receptor activity. The coding region runs from base 188 to 1069 and encodes 293 amino acids. Gene Ontology annotation, cellular component: plasma membrane; SNARE complex; synaptic vesicle. The transcript has a single exon. Gene Ontology annotation, biological process: exocytosis; intracellular protein transport; synaptic vesicle fusion to presynaptic active zone membrane.